Messenger RNA from Conger conger (European conger), 1077 nucleotides. RefSeq names its product protein SPMIP1. The record is from RefSeq and is a predicted model, not a curated record. The transcript is spliced from 3 exons. The coding region runs from base 326 to 871 and encodes 181 amino acids. Lineage: Eukaryota; Metazoa; Chordata; Actinopteri; Anguilliformes; Congridae.
GGCAGCAUUUCCCCAGGUUUUGCCUCUGCUGUUCCGCCAUCGAGCUGAAGAGGGCGCUGCUGCUCAGCAGAAGAUUUUGCCCAACACUGACAGGGGGCUCCUGCAUGCUAUACUCUUUCACUGGUAACCAUGGAGAGAAAACAAACAGGAACCUGUUCUUAGGUGGGUGCCGAUCACCACUUUUCUGUCUUUCUCUAUCGCUCUCCUACACGCAGAGGCAGAGUUCGGUUUAGGGAUUGGUGAGUGUGCAAAACGUGUGUCUUAGCUGGCUGUACUCCAAAAACACAUUCUGGCUCAUUGGCGUUAAUUAACAGCGGCUGGGAAAAUGAGGAACCUGCUGACCACCCAGAACCAGAACUGCUACCGGGAGAUGAUCGAGAAGGAAGCCUACACCCGCAUGGCGUGGAAAACUAAAUACGGCGACGAUUACCCCAUCAGCUUCCCCGUCAGAAGUCCAAAAAAAGUACCGGAGGCGCCUAAGCCUCCCACCCCGAAGACCGUCCUGCCCCCGGUGGUGAAGCCCCCGGAGAAGAAGAAGAAGGAGGUGGUGGUGGAGGAACCGGCGGAGCAGACCGUCAAAGCAGCGCCCCUGAUGAGACCCGUCUCGCCCCACACCAAGGACGCGCUGUACCGGGGCUUCUCCAAGGAGGGGAAGGGCCGUCACAUGUACCUGCGGACGCGCGCGCAGAAAGGCCCGGAGGAGAAGUUCGACUUCCCUCUGCUGUCCUCCUGGGAGUACGGCUGGAGACUGGGUGACUACGACCGAGACUACAGGUCCCCUGCGAACGGACGCUCGGGAAUUGUACGCGGAACAUUUUACGCCAGGAAUGGAAUCUUUCAUAUUCCAUCUCCAACUGAUCACCUGGGGUAGCAAGCAGAUUUCUCAACAUUAUAUACAAGAAACCACUUCAUGACAACGUUCGCAUGGCUGUGGUGAGUGAGCUAUGGCGUGACAGCGGAGCGCAUGCCGUAUUGACCGAAGGGGAACACAGACAUUCUCUUCUCUGUUUGCUUUAUACCGCAGCCAUUUGCUAGACUAAAACAAUCUCCACCGUGAAGAUAAAACUAUCAGCCGUC